Vigna unguiculata (cowpea) is the source of this 1278-nucleotide messenger RNA. RefSeq names its product 1-acyl-sn-glycerol-3-phosphate acyltransferase-like. Gene Ontology annotation, molecular function: 1-acylglycerol-3-phosphate O-acyltransferase activity. The record is from RefSeq and is a predicted model, not a curated record. Lineage: Eukaryota; Viridiplantae; Streptophyta; Magnoliopsida; Fabales; Fabaceae. Gene Ontology annotation, biological process: phosphatidic acid biosynthetic process. Gene Ontology annotation, cellular component: endoplasmic reticulum; membrane.
UCUUGGCACUGACCAUUGUUCUGUCUUCACUCUGCUUCGUCUCUCAUUUGCUACAAUUCCCUAACAUCCAAAUCAGUGUUCAACUUUUCACUUCUCUUCCUCAAUUUUCUUUCUCUCUGUUGUUUUUCCACACUUUCCCCCACAAAGUCACAAGCUUGGUAAGGAUUAAGGAGUGUUUGGUUUGAGGGGUUUCUUGAAAACAAAAAACAUGGUUUUGGUUUCUCUGUUUGCUCAGAAAACUGGGGAUUUUGAGCACUCAUGGAGAAUUCCAGGUUUGGUGCUUUUUUGAGGAGUAGAAGAAUGGAUAGCUUUUUUAGCACAAGUUCUGAGAAGAGGGUGGUAGAUAAUCCAAACGUUUCAAUAAAAGAUGAAUCUGAAAGAGGGUCUAAGAUGGGUGUUUUUGUUGAUGAUGAUGAUGGAUGGGUUCCUGUGAUCAUAUCUUGGAUCAGAAUUGUGACUUGUUUUGUUUCUAUGAUGAUCACAACAUUUAUCUGGGCAUUGAUCAUGCUUGUGCUUAUACCAUGGCCCUAUGAGAGGAUUAGGCAAGGAAACAUAUAUGGCCAUGUGACUGGCAGAAUGCUGAUGUGGAUUCUUGGGAAUCCUAUAAAAAUUGAAGGUGCUGAGUACUCCAACAAGAAGGCCAUUUACAUCAGCAACCAUGCAUCUCCAAUUGACAUAUUUCUGAUAAUGUGGUUGACUCCUACAGGUACUGUAGGUAUUGCAAAGAAAGAGAUCAUAUGGUAUCCUCUAUUUGGCCAACUUUAUGUUUUGGCCAAUCAUCUUCGUAUAGAUCGGUCCAAUCCAAUGGCAGCAAUUGAGUCCAUGAAAAAGGCAGCUCAUGCAGUUGUGAAGAACAAUCUGUCACUGAUAAUUUUCCCAGAGGGCACAAGGUCUAAAAAUGGACGACUUCUACCUUUCAAAAAAGGUUUUGUUCAUUUGGCUCUGCAAACCGGUCUUCCAAUUGUUCCAAUGGUGCUAACAGGUACUCAUCUGGCAUGGAGAAAAGGUAGCUUGCAUGUCAGACCAGCACCACUUACUGUCAAGUAUCUUCCUCCUAUAACCACUCAAAAUUGGACACUUUCCAACAUUGAUGACUAUGUUAAAAUGUUACAUAAUUUGUAUGCACAAAACCUUCCCAAAUCUCAGACACCUCUGCCUUCAAAGACUGAGUGAUUCCAUAUUCUUAGUUGAGUUAGUCAUGAAUCUAGAUUCUUUACUGAAUUUUUAUGUACCGUUCUUCUAUUGUAUUUUCAGAAUACACGAAUGAUUACUAAUUUU